Molecule: messenger RNA, 1154 nt
Organism: Brienomyrus brachyistius
Lineage: Eukaryota; Metazoa; Chordata; Actinopteri; Osteoglossiformes; Mormyridae
Gene: cnpy2
Product: canopy FGF signaling regulator 2
Exons: 6
Coding region: 114-683 (189 amino acids)
Cellular component (GO): endoplasmic reticulum
Source: RefSeq, a predicted model, not a curated record
GGGGCGAUGACGUAUUUUGUAAGCGCCUACUUGGCUACGUCAUCGAUUUGAAGAAUGCAAUGGAAAAGCGUGGAAUGAAUCUUUUAUCGUAAAGGUGGUGGACGUUACCUGAAAUGUGGCAGGCGAAAAUGAGCACCUAUUUGCACGUAUUGUCUUUCUGUUUGUUCCUUUGUUUUUUUCUGCAUGCUGGCCAAAGUGCCAGACAAGGACAAGAUGUGAGAUGUGGAGCAUGCAGGGCUUUGGUGGAUGAGCUGGAAUGGGCAAUCUCACAGGUGGACCCCAAAAAAAAGAUCCAGACUGGGUCCUUCAGGAUCAAUCCAGAUGGCAGCCAGUCUGUCAAAGAGGUUCCUUUUGCCCGAUCUGAAGGUCACCUCCUUGAACUUCUUGAGGAGGUGUGUGACAAGAUGAAGGACUACGGGGAACGUAUUGACACCUCAACUAACCGGAAGACCUACGCAAGGGCAAAUUCAAGGGAUGGCAAAACGAUGGACCUCUCUGAAACCAGCUUUGAUUCACGAGUUACCUCAAGCCUUAAAUACGCUUGUGAAACAAUUGUGGAACAGCAUGAGGAUGAAAUUAUCGAAUUCUUUUCACAUGAGACCGACAAUGUCAAAGACAAACUCUGUAGUAAACGGACUGAUCUUUGUGACCACGCCCUCACUAUGUCCCAUGAUGAGCUUUAACUCAACAGUGAAGAACACCCAUGUCCUCAACCUCGCAAUGAGCAGCACCCCCUCAUAUGUGGGGGCACAAAAUAUCACACGUCGUCAGCAACAGUUACCUCUUAGAACUUAAAAAAUAUCCAUUCGUUUAGUUGCUGCAUACAUUCCGUUUCCCUGUUUCAUAUCAUUUGCCAUUCUCAGUAGGAUGCGCAUUCUAAUACGAAGGUCAGAAUAGAAAUCAAAAUGAAAAAGGUGUAGAAGGUCACAGUCCGUUUCUGAAUAUAAACUACAAAAUAUCUUAACUGAAGCCUUCCUAAAGCACUUCCAAGAUCAGUUUGAAAUUAUUGCAUACAUUUCAAAUUUCACAAUCCUUGAAGAGGCAUUGAGAUCGAUCCAUUUACUCUUUUUGGGAUUAAUAGUUCUUUGACACUUGGAACUGGUUUACUUCUAACCAUUUUUUACAUUUGAUGGAAAUAUAUUUGUACAACAACA